AAUUUGUUCAUACAUUAACUCUUCAGCUUGGUCAAAGUUCUUUUAAGUUUAGGGUUGAAACGAAAGCGGAAUUCUUGAAAGUCAGGCUGGCGAACCUGACAUGGCUAUCAAGGGCUAAAUUUUGUUUAUCUUGUUUAUUUAAAAAUCACACUGAGUUUGGUUCGCAUGAUAAGGUCGCCCGCGCCAGAGGAUCGGCCGCCAUGCCCCGCCCGUGGACCCUCGCCGCCGCCGCCGCCGCCGCCCUCCUGCUCCUCCUGGCAGGAGGGCCUUCCCCGGCCGGCGCAGGACUUUUCAGAAAUGUCAAGCUGACAGAGAAGCAGGAGGGGACGGUGAGGAAGGUGGAUGAACUCCUGAAUCAAUUCCUAGAAAACAUCCGCCGCAUGUUCUACAAGAAAAAUCCUCAUCUGAAACCCUAUCCCCAUGAGGGGUUCGCCUACAAGGAUUACUCUAUAGAAACCAUUGCUAACCAAGAUCUGAACCCAGGCACAGGCAGCCCUGUAGAAGGUCCCCUCCAUACAAACAUCAGUAAAGAACAAGAAGAAAUUGAUGCCCAGAAAGGGAUGGAUCCUGGCAGGGACAGGCAGGACCCUCCAGCUGCUAAUGAGAAAGGAUCUAAUUCCGCGGAUGAGGGAGCGGAUGGUAGGGUGGAACCUCCUGUUGCUUCCGACGGGGAGUGUGGUCAGGGUUUUUCUGGGAAUGCCAUGUGCUUUUUCGAGUACGAUGAUAGCAAAAUUAGGUUCCCGGACGACUAGGGAGCCACUCGGAAUGCAAGACUGACAUGUUCGAGGAGAGUCUGGCCGACCUGGAGGAAUAAAGUGUAAAGACCUGAAAAUGAGACAAAGGGAUCUAGCGAAAAGAGAUUAAAUAUCACACCGGAAGCAUAAUUUUCAGAUCUUGUUCAACAAUUUGUUCUUGUCUAUUAAUUAUACACUUACAUUUUAA
Messenger RNA from Penaeus chinensis, 942 nucleotides. RefSeq lists its product as uncharacterized. Bases 201 to 752 code for a protein of 183 amino acids. The record is from RefSeq and is a predicted model, not a curated record. The transcript has 4 exons. Lineage: Eukaryota; Metazoa; Arthropoda; Malacostraca; Decapoda; Penaeidae.